UUGCUUCAAUGUCAGGUCCUCGAUCUUGGAUCAGGAACCGCUUCGUAAUUAAGGUCCUGUAUUAUUUGCCAAAUUGUAUAACCCGUUUGUACAGUAUGUACAGGGUGUUCCAAAAGUCACUAUCCACUUCCUGUUUUGUUUCAGGUAUCGUUCAGACAGAUGGGGAAGCCAUCAACAUUUGACAGCUCAGGCUUUGUUUUUUUUUUGUUUUUUGUUUUUUGUUUUUUUAAACAUAUCAUUUCCUUGCCCAUGGCUCGCCAACUGACAUUGGAGCCGCGUUGCAAAAUUGCCUCCCAGCAAGACGUUUUUCUGUCCCCGACUAUAGUUCAACGCCAGUUUGAGAAGCUUUAUGGCCGUCACACAGCUCCAACGUGUAGUUACAAUUUACGCUGUCCGUGGCAAGUUUCUCCAAACAAGAUGUAUUCUCCACAAACCACGCAGUGGAAGGCCUGGUACUACUUCCCCCACUGAUGAAAACUCCAAACUCUUAGAGCAGGCGUCCACGUGAGGCCAAGGUCGAACUCAUGAAAGCAUCUUCUUCCCGGUGCGGACGCUCCGAUGAUGUCUAUGGCUCUCAUGCCUGACACUCUCAAUGGCCCCGACCCGUCCAAAUCGGCCUUUCUCGAGUUUGGUCACGGCCAUCCGGCUCACCAGCAGCGCUCCCCAGCGAGGCUCCCGGCUCACAUUUACCCCGUGCACGGCUUCCACGCUGCCGGCCAUUCGCAGCACGACGGCUCCUUCCCCGCCGGCGCGUCGUCUUAUGGCCGCUCUUUGGGCUACGCCUACCCCGGCGCCUCGAAUCCGCACCCCCCGUCUGCUUACAUGCACUACCAGCACAACAACAACAACAACAACAACAACAACAACAACAACAACAGCAGCAGCUGCAGCAGCACUUUGAGCCUGCACGGCCGAUCGGAGCACGCAGAUCACCACAAGUCCCCCGCGCUGGAGAACAGGGACGCGCGUUUGAAUGGCAAAGGGAAGAAGAUCCGGAAGCCCCGCACCAUCUACUCCAGUCUGCAGCUGCAGGCUCUGCACCAGCGCUUCCAGCAGACCCAGUACCUGGCCCUCCCGGAGCGCGCAGACCUGGCGGCCAAACUGGGACUCACCCAGACGCAGGUGAAAAUCUGGUUUCAGAACAAGCGCUCCAAGUACAAAAAGGUCAUGAGGCACGGGAGCGGACAGGAGGGGGAACACCUGAGCAGCACCAGCUCGGCCUCCCCCUGCUCACCUCACGGGAUGCCCCAACUUUGGGACGUGUCCGCGGCCAACAAAGCGGGGGGGCCGGUGUACCCCAACAAUUACAUGAACACUUUGGGCCACUGGUACCCCAACCAGCAUCCCCACCAGGACGGCACGUCCAGGCAUCCGAUGAUGUGAGCGGAUUGUCGACCGCGGGCCCAAUGAACUCCGCAGCAAUGAAUUUAUUCACCAAGUCGUGUGCUUCCUGGCUGGAUUAUCCGCUAAUUGUGCGCGUCAUUUGACGGGACAUUUAUUGACAAAAGACACUGAAGAGGACCUUUAUAGUGUGUGCGCAAUGUCUGGAUAAAUGCAAUUUUGUUUGCACGUCCUGUGCAUGAUUAUUACCAGAGACAUUUUCCAUUGCAAGACAAUACGUUCUCUGAGUAUUAAGCCAACAAACACAUGUUGGAUGAGCCUUGUUGUGACCUUCUAGUUAUUGCAGAGGUGGCUCCAUUCAAUGCGCAAAAUGUUGCUUCUUCGUCGCGAGUGCAAGCGCGCAUUCGAACGAAACAUUGCAACAAAUCCGUGUGAGCUGCAAAUAAUAAUAAAUGGAAAAAAAAACA
Phyllopteryx taeniolatus (common seadragon) is the source of this 1808-nucleotide messenger RNA. It is a transcript of the gene dlx4b, whose product is annotated as distal-less homeobox 4b. Gene Ontology annotation, molecular function: RNA polymerase II cis-regulatory region sequence-specific DNA binding; DNA-binding transcription factor activity, RNA polymerase II-specific. The record is from RefSeq and is a predicted model, not a curated record. Gene Ontology annotation, biological process: embryo development; cell differentiation; negative regulation of transcription by RNA polymerase II. Bases 559 to 1383 code for a protein of 274 amino acids. The transcript is spliced from 4 exons. NCBI's taxonomy places the organism in Eukaryota, Metazoa, Chordata, Actinopteri, Syngnathiformes, Syngnathidae.